UUUUUUUUUUUUUUUUUUUUUUUUCCCGUCUGUUCGCUUUCUUCCCAACUCGUCAUUUUUUUUACGCUUCGUUUUAUAUUCUACACUGUCUCGCCGCGGUUGGUGUGCUGGUGGGGCUUCUGUCAUUGAAGCUUGGGACGUGUAAAAGAGCAAAAGGUGUGACAUUUCGCGCAAUUUUCUCACCUUUCUCGACCAGCGCUCUGCCUCUCGCUCUUCCUGCAUUUUUCCCCCAACUUUUCCCCUUUCUUUCACUCAACUUUUUUUCAACCUAUUUUUUUUCUUUCUUUUUCCCUUUUGUUCUUGCUUUUUCCAUGCUGACACUGCAAUUACUCGCGGUGACGCCGCUCGCUGCGCUUUUCACCCAUGCCGUCGUCUCGGGUAUGCGCACUGUUGCAGGAGUGUCGCAGCUGCCUGCCAGAUGGCGCAUUGGCUCUGUGCUCUUGCUUGGAAUUGUCCUGCAUUUUGUCGGUUGGAUUGUCCUCCAAUGCGUUCUGGCCUGGCCGGCCCACCAACCGCAUCUGGAACGUCUUGUUCUGCCACUGCCGCCGAGCGUCAGUCGACUCGUUGGACAUUGGAUGGAUUUUUCAAUGUCCAGUGCUCGAUACUGGGCCAGCAGGGUCUACACCCCUGGAUUCGACCUGUCUGGUGGUCUACCAAUGAAAAACGCCGUUCCCCUGCCAUCUGCCUCGAACGCAUCAUCUGAGAUUGCGCAAAACUGGCUGCUGCUUGCGAGCGAGUCUUCUGCAACCUACCCAACGGCGGCGCUCGGACAUACGUGCUCCAUGGUGCUGGGCAUGUUGAUUUCUGCGUUUGUUUCACGGCUAAUUGGCGAGGCCAACCCGGACGCCCCUCCGCAUACUAUUGAAAAUUACCGCUCCAUCGCAAAAAGUUCCUUCCUCGCCACCUUUACGCUCGGGUGCUCGCUGUGGUUUUACUACGUGUUUUGCACGUUGCCUUUUGUCGAAAUGCGCCAGGCCGACUGGACGUUCUGGGAGUGCUUCACGUUGGCGAUCGCGCAUUCGGUUUCGUUUUCGCUUGGAGGCAUGUUGUUUGAGUCCGUUCUGCCACGAUCGGUUGCGAGCACACUGCAGUCCAACUCGACGUCGCCUUCCCUGACCAAAUCCAAGCCCGCUGAACCGAGGGUUUCCGCACCAUCCGCAAUGGCGUUUGCUCGCCGCUACCUCUCCACGUUGACGGUCGUUUGCGUCGCACUUGGCUUUGCUGUUGUGCUCGGGCUGACAGACCCCGUGAAAAUGAUUCCCCAUGGCGAUGUCGGGCUUGUUUCAGUGCUGGUCGGGGCCAUCGUCCAUUCAUCGAUCUUUACGCACACGGCUACUUGGAAGGCGCUUCUGAACCGAGGCACUUUGCGAUGGCAGUCAGCGUUUGUCGCAAUUGUGGUCAUCUCAAUCUCGCCCUCAUUGAUGGCCGCCGCUCUACACCUGUGUGCGCUCGGUGGAGCUGGGGUCUGUGCACUAGGAUGCCUCGGCGCGGGACGGUGGCUUUGCAGGAGCGUCUUUGGGCAUGCUGCAGCAUUUGCAACGCUGGACGCUGCGCCAAUCAACACUCGAGGUCUGCAAGUCCGCCAAGUCCAAGACGAGGCCAAGCACACGUGGCGCACCGCCUCGUUUCCUCCUGGAUUCCCAAACAGCUGGUACAAGCUCACUGACAGUUGGCACGCUGUCGUCGGAAGAGCGGUUCCAGUCGUUCUCAACGCGCUCGGGGCUCGCUGGUCUGUCUGGCGAUCCCAUGAUGGGAGCGUGAUUGUGCUCCGAAACGGCUGCCCUCAUGUUGAUGAAGCUUCUUCCCAAGCCCACGGCUCGUGCCACGGUGAAGGCCUCCGACUGCAAUCCGACAAUUCGAUUGUCUGUGAAACGCACGGCUGGGUUUGUCGGCCCCUGCAUGUCGGGGGAGGUUUCCACGAACAGCAGCAAGUUGCAGAGCUCCGAUGGCAGUCUGCAGCAUCGACCUCCAUUGUCCACGCGCCUUCUGUCUGCGUUUCCGAGUACGCAACCAUGAUUUGUGUGUAUUUCGACGCCGAAGGGCGCCCGGCUCCGUAUCUGCCGCUCCCCUUGCCCGAAAUCGACUCUGGCUGGUACAAGUACCGCGGGCAAGCCAGUCAAGAGACACCCAUGCACAUCCAAGACUUUGUGGAGAAUGCUGCCGAUUCCGCUCACUUUAACUAUCUGCACUGCAAACUCUCCUUCCCCGUCGCCGGAGAUUUGACCUUUAUUCGGCAUGAAACGAGCUGGGAACCCAACCCUGACAUUCCUCACCUGAGCUACUUUAACGACGUGGCAGACUUGUACAGCGUCUUUUCGCCACAGCCGGCACCCCGACCCGUAUCGACGCGCGUAACAUUCAACGGCUGUGGCGGAGUGGUCUACUUUCGAUUCACCACGCCGCAUGGCGACAUUGUGCUGCUCAAGACCUUCCUUCCGCUCAGUCCUCUGAUGCAGCGCGUGCAGGAUGUGUGGUAUGCGGAUCCGCGCAUUCCCCGCCUGCUUGUUCGGUAUAUCGUCAUGGAGGCCAUCAAUGCCUUCCGCGACGACAUUUCCGUGUGGCAAAACAAGAUUUACUCUUUCACGCCGCUGCUUGUCAAGGGCGACGGUCCCAUUGCGCGCGUGCGUCGCUGGUACCAGCAGUUUUACAGCGAGCACAGUCGUGCUGUGAGCGAUGGUGCAUGAGUAUUUUGGGUGUUUCGUCCUCCUCGGCGUCUUUGUAAAAAUGCAAUCCACUUUUUUUUUCCGUCGUGCUUUCAUUGUCCAAACAAACAGCAAAACCUGUUCAAAACACAGCAAAAAACAAAAAAAAACCAUGUCGCAACAGAAGGAAAACGCCACGACAGAAGCUCGCCCGGAAUCGACCGACAAGCAACCGGAAACGCAUCGCGAGGACCAUCACUUGCACCACGUCCAUGACUAUCCAUGGGACCAUGCAUACGAGCACUCCAGCUGGCGCAGAAGCGGGACGGCGAGCACUUUGUCCACUGAAAUGCAUCAGGGCCCCGACUUGAGCAACGAGAACGCCGGGCCGCUCACGACCAACCAGCGCGACCUGCGCCCACACUCUGGCCCUGGACCCAUCGGAACAACUCCCCCAGAUCACAGUCGAGAGUACCACGACAAGUCGCAUCCCGGAAAUCCCGUCUGAAUUUGAAUGCAAAAAUCAAUAAAGUCGAAAAGGUCAAAUCUGAUCGCCGUGCAACACCAAAAGUCAUGAAACUCAAUAAAGCAAGCAAACAUGGACAUUUGAGAAGCA
Messenger RNA from Capsaspora owczarzaki ATCC 30864, 3258 nucleotides. RefSeq lists its product as hypothetical. The record is from RefSeq and is a predicted model, not a curated record. Gene Ontology annotation, biological process: cholesterol metabolic process; chlorophyll biosynthetic process. Gene Ontology annotation, molecular function: 2 iron, 2 sulfur cluster binding; chlorophyllide a oxygenase activity. The transcript has 4 exons. The coding region runs from base 312 to 2684 and encodes 790 amino acids. Lineage: Eukaryota; Filasterea; Ministeriida; Capsasporidae. Gene Ontology annotation, cellular component: chloroplast.